AUGUGCCUAGUGUCAAAACACUACCAACAAACUGGCCUGCACCAGACUUCACCAGAGCAGGAAGAGCAGCUCAGGCUAGCUACUGAUUUCAGGUGCCUCAUUGCAGGAGCUGCUCAGAUUCUUCAGCAACAGCUGGAAUCAUUUCAGACAUUUGGGCAACAGACUCUGGAGAAUAUUAACACGGUACAGUCUAAAAUCCGUCAGAUACUAAAUGAAAAUACAUUUGAAAGGAAAACUUCACUAGGUAGUUCAGACAACAGUCUGAUGACUUGCACACCAAGGGAUGCAUCUCCGGAAAAACUAAAUCAGAAGGUCAGCAAAAUCAAAGUUGCCCCUGAAUAUGACAGCAAAACUGAAGCAUUGCAAACGUCCCUGAAAAAUUAUGAGGAUUUGCAAAAAACAGUCCAUGAUCUUCCGCAUGAAAAUUUAGCUCACAAGAAUGAAGUGGAACAUCUUACUGUCACCAUACAGUCUUUGAAAGAAAAAAUAUCAAAAUGUAAUGCACGAAUUAAGGGUUUAACUGAAGAGAAGAGAAGUGUGCAAAUCCAGUUGGUUAAAUCACAAGAAGAUAAUAAGGAAUGUAUUAGGGAAACAGAGAAAAUCUUAAGAAAAUGCAAAGAACUCCAAAACCAGAAAAAAAUCCUUGAGGAAGAGAGGAAUCAACUUCGUGAUGGAAACCAACAUUCAGUACAGACACAACAUGAUUUUCAAAUUAGGAACCAGAAAGUAGAAGAAAUGAUGACUGCUGCUACCUGUGAAAGAGUGAGGGCCAGUGACAUCCUAGAGCUCUUGGAAAAGCAAUGCUUCAAGUUACAAGAAACAAAUAAGAAAUUUAGGAUAGAAAUAUCCAAGGUUACAAAAGUAAAUAAUUUCCUAGAGCAAGUGUUGGAAAAAAGUCAGAGUGAAAUUUAACAAAUACAGGAAGAAGAAACCACAGAGAAAAAACUUCAUCUUCAGUUAAUGCAAAGACUGGAAGCCAAAAAACUUAACCUUGAAAUGACCCUGCAAGAAUGUUCUGAUACUAAACAGAUGCUGCAGAAGGACUUUGAGAAACUCCAAUCAGAUCAAGCUUACACAGAAAAGAAACUCAUGACUGAACUCAGAAAUGCAAAAGCAGAUAUUGAUCUUUUACUUGACCUGCAAACAGAAUGCAAGAGGUUAUCAACAGCAGUAACAAAUGUCACAGAGUAAAGUCAGUUACUGAAGAAAGAACUGCAGGAAUAUAGACAAGUCACUUCUGAAUAUGAAAAUGACCAUAGAAAAUGGACUGAAGAACACUUAUGAUUAGAAUAUCUCCUGUGGACUACUGAAAAGAGAGAUGUAUUACAGUGUGAAUUCCACCAUUUGCAUAGGGAUUAUAUUGAUCUCUGAUGCCAAGCUACAGCUCUAGCCUGUGGGCAAAGGAAACCUGGUCACAGUUCUAGUACCACGCAAUGUAACUGUUACUCUGAAUAUUCUUCUAGAAUGUGUACAGAAAUUUCUGUUCUAAGUAUAAAGCCUUGGAAUAUGAUUCACAAUGUAUGA
This is a messenger RNA of Antrostomus carolinensis (chuck-will's-widow), 1524 nucleotides long. RefSeq names its product coiled-coil domain containing 110 (gene CCDC110). The record is from RefSeq and is a predicted model, not a curated record. Lineage: Eukaryota; Metazoa; Chordata; Aves; Caprimulgiformes; Caprimulgidae.